This is a messenger RNA of Scatophagus argus, 5181 nucleotides long. It is a transcript of the gene znf644b, whose product is annotated as zinc finger protein 644b. Bases 99 to 3671 code for a protein of 1190 amino acids. The transcript is spliced from 7 exons. Gene Ontology annotation, biological process: regulation of transcription by RNA polymerase II. Gene Ontology annotation, molecular function: DNA-binding transcription factor activity, RNA polymerase II-specific; RNA polymerase II cis-regulatory region sequence-specific DNA binding. Gene Ontology annotation, cellular component: nucleus. NCBI's taxonomy places the organism in Eukaryota, Metazoa, Chordata, Actinopteri, Scatophagidae. The record is from RefSeq and is a predicted model, not a curated record.
CUGCAGCUGCAUUGUCACCAUCUUCCAUGUUGUGGUUCCAUGCUGUUAGUGUCCAUCAUCUCAGCAUCAGCUAAAACACUGAAGAAAGUAUUGCUACUAUGUCUUAUGUGAAGCCAAAUGCACAAGAGGACAAAGACGUGGAAUCUGUGUCUGACAGCACAGGUCAUACUCAGGAGCCAUUACAGAGUCACACAUUCUCCCUGAAGAACAAUGCUGCGGGUCUGUCCUCAGAUGAACACGAAAAACCUUUAAAUGGAACCCAGCCGAAUCCAUUUGUAUACAGCAGUGUCCCUGCUGUUCCCCAUGCAGGCAAUUCAUUGCCUUCAGGAGCACUUGUUAAUGGACCUGGUUCACACCCCACCUCAGAGGUACACUGUGUCCUGAACAAAGGCACUGUUUUAUCCAACAGUGUCCUGGAUGCAGCAUGGCAAGCGGAGAAGGACACGAGCCCCGAGGUGUUACCACCACCUAGUGAGCUUCAAUCAGACGCUUGGAAGAACACAGCACGUCCCGUCGUAAAAACACUGGCCACACAGCCAGGUGUCAACACACCACUGUCUCACUCGGAGGAGAAUGAGUCUAAACUGGCCUGUUCCACACUGUCAGGUGACAGUGCAGAGCAAAUGCACGUUAGCCAACCUUUGACAGAACAGACAAUGAAAACAAGAUCUCAACAGGAUGCAGAAUGGUCAGAAAGCUCCUCAGAUGAUUAUGAUGAUUCUGAAGUAAUCAGAUGGGAUUCAGCAAGAGAGCACUUCUUGCACAAUGACAGAAGGCUGGAGACCAAAGUGAUGAAGCACAAUACAUAUGUAAAAAGCAUGUCAGGCUCUCUAGAAAAGGUUAACAACAGCUCAAAUCACACACAUACACGCCUCUGUUUCUGCACUGGGAGCGAUGUUGAAAAUGUUGACACUGGCUACGAUGAUUCUUUGGGUACGCAGUCUGAUAUUAAAUAUUCUGCUGUGCAAUUCAAAGAUCUUUCGGGAAACGCGGCUUCAGACUCUGAGCACUACAUUUAUAGCACAGCACAGGAAGGCUGUAAUGAGGAAGAUGACCGUGAAGGUGAAGACAAUUUUAGUCCAAAAGUGGUACACCUGAAGACAGAACAAGUUGAACAAGAUCCGCUUUUCUUCUCAUGCACAAUAUGCAAUGUUAAUUUCAAGGAAAAAAUACAUUUCCAUAGACAUAUGAUGUAUCAUUUAGGCAAGCAUAAUCAGGUGAACAGUGAGAAUGUUUCACAGCCCUUUAUAUGCAGGGAGUGUGGGCGUUUGUUCUGUGAUAGCAACUCCCUCAUGUGCCAUAUUAUUCACCAAGACAGACUGGAAAAACUUAUGGAGGAAAUCAAAGGUCUCAAAAACACUGCAUUCAAAGACAGAUCGAACCCUCGGUGUGCAUGCGAUUGUAAAGGUCCUAAAAUCUUUGUCCAGCACGCUAAAACACAGGAUAAUCUAAAGCACUACUACUUCUGUGAAGAGUGUAACUUCAUCACUCUGACACAGCAGGCACUUGAAACACACUUACAUGUUGCACACCUCAACACGGACCAGCUUCAGUACAAGAAAGUGAUUCAUACUAAUGAUCUAGACGAAGCGGACUUUGUUCCAUUUCAGCAUAAAAUGGGUAUUUUCAGUGGAAGAGGCAAAGUAGUAUUAGAAAGAAAUUCUGAGCUGGAGCAUCAGCAAACACACUGUGGUCAUUCUCAAUCAAAUCUGUCGACCUUUGGGGAAACAGCUCAAUUCCCUUGUGGUUCUUGUAAAAAAAGGAACAUUUACAUUAAAAUGUCCAAUGACAAAACUGUUAAUUCUCAGUUUAAGUGCAGUGUCGGCUGCACCAAAAACAUUCUCUCUCCAUCUUUGUGGAAAGUUGACAGCAGUGGAAAAUUACUCCUACAACCAGCAGAAAAAUUAGAUGUGUCAACUGAUCUCACCUGCUUGGAAGAAGAAGACGCUGAAAACAAUGACUGCAAGGCUUUUGGCAGCUCAAUGCAGGCAAACUGUCCUGCAACCGCUGAUAUUUUAGCCAGAAAUCUUAAAUUAGACCAAAUGUUCUGUCAGCGUAGCAACAACGUCUGGGCACAAGCACAAGCAGAGCAAAAUUCACUAUCAAUGAAAGAAAUGUCAACACCCUUGCAUAGCACUACUGACAAUUUGAAUGGUAAUAUAUCGGUAAGGCUUAGCCAGAGGCUCAAGAAAGAGUCUGCAGAUAGGGAGUUAGAGAAAGGUGUGGGCAGCAAUAACUUCAGUGAUGACACCAGUGGAGCUACAAGCAGCUUCUUGGAAAGCAGCAAGAAUAAAAAGAACCUGUAUGCUCGGAGGUAUUUCAGAAAGAGGCUUUCAGCCAAAGACCAAAGCCCUCAUGUACUCAAGGGAGAAGAUGAUGGAGAUGAAGACUGUAGUGACAUAGAGCAACUCGUAAUCAAGGAGGAAUAUUUUGAAACCACAGUGUGUGAUGAUUCCCCAGAGUGGCCUUGUACUUCUACAAGUGACAACUUUGAUGUUUUCUGCGCACCAGGGGUUGAUCACAAGCCCUGUCCAUACUGCCCUGCCAUGUUUGAGUCUGGAGUGGGUCUGUCCAAUCAUGUGCGAGGGCACCUUCACAGAGUGGGCUUGAGCUAUAACGCUCGGCACAUGGUGUCCCCAGAGCAAGUUGCACUGCGGGACCAUCAACCACGAAUCCGCAGAGGGACCCCCUGUGGCACCUGGAAAAUGAGAAGAGCUUUGAAGCCAAAAACCCAAGGAGAACACACAUGUCCCCUGUGCUGGGGUGGGUUUGACACUAAGACUGGUCUGUCCAACCAUGUGAGGGGGCAUCUGAAGCAAAUUGGACGAAGUGUUACCAGCACCAGUAAGUCCCCACUGUGCGUCCUAAAUGAACUCCUACAAGACAAAAAGGAACAUCGCAACAUCCUCCAGGUCCUCAACAAGAGCCAAUUUCCCUCACAAGUCUUUGUCCCUCAGAAGUUAAUCAGCAGCAAAGGCCUUGUCCUGACGAGAAUGGGCAUCCCAGAGAAAAUCCAUUAUGAUAUGAGGACUCCACAUCACAUAUUGGGCAGCUUUGUACCAAUACAGGAAAUAGAGGUUUUCUCCGAGAGGAAGAAGCUUUCAGUAGAAGCACAAAGAAGCACAAAGUCCUCCUCAGGCACUUUAGCUGAGCUGCUUAAGAUGAGACGGACAGAUACAAGAAACAUCCAGGAAGAUCAUGAAACCAUGAAGCUUUGUGAUUUGACCCAAGAUUACGUGGAAGAGACAACAGUGACCAGUGUGGAACCAAACUGGGCUCAUGGGGAAUGUGAGUCCAACAAGAUUUGUAUUCAGUGUAACAGCACCUUCCCCAGGCUUCCUCGUCGUCUUCGAGCCUACGCGCACAGGAAGAGGAUUGGUAUUUUUGAAGGAACAGGCUACGAUUAUAAGCAGAAGAAGCCAAGACUAAGGCCUGGCCAAGAAAAGAAGAUUUUCCCCUUCUUGAAUCCUGAGAUAUACAGGCUCACAUGCAGAUUCUGUGAUCUCGUCUUCCAGGGUCCACAGUCUAUCCAGGAGGACUGGAUCAAGCAUUUACAGAGACACCUUCUGCACAUCAGGGUGCCCCGCUCAGGGACAGGGCUGGUAGAGGUUCUGGGUCUUCAUCACAAAAUACAAAUGAGCAUGUCUGGUGCACACCCAGAUCCUCAGUAGAGUUUUACUGUCUCGAACAUUUUUUGAUUAGUACUGUAGCAGUUUAUAGAAGUAUAUUCCAGUUAAUCCAGACGACUAGAUGGCAUAUGUUAACAAUAUUAUAUAUAAGCAAAAUGUUUAUUAAGAGAUAUUUCAGUGCUAAGCUUUGUCUUAUCAACUUAUAACACAACUUAUAGGAUUUCUUUCUUCAAUAUAAACUAUUCUGGCAGUGCAGAACUACCACUGUUCUCCUAUGUUUGUCAUAAUAAAAAAGUGCCUUGUUAUUAUGACACAAUAGUUUGUUACAAUGAGAAAAUAUUUUCAUUAUAAAAUGAGAACAAUAUCUCAGUUUCUUGCAACUUUUUGGGUCCUAUAGAGAAAACUUUCUCAUUAUAAAAAGAAACAUUUCUUAAUAUCUUGCUAUCUUUUUAGAAGAAACUUUUUGCCAAAACAAGAACAGUUAAAAGGAGCAUUGCCACUCCUAUACUGGCAAAACACAUGAGCCUGAGCGUUUCGACUAAGCUCAUGUCUCACUUUCUUUUUGAGCCUGCAUAAAAUAAAGCUGAGCUCUCGUUAAGCAGUGUACACAGGGCUGCCGUUCAUCUGUGGAUGCUUUGAAGGGUUUCGCCUCUCUGUGCCGGUAUCAGAGAGAACAUCUCUCUUAAUCAAAGUGACAUUCAGCAUGUUGCAUUACGUUGGGACAGCUUGUUCUCUCAUUGUUCUUCUGCUUAACAUUCAACCAUCAGUGUAAUUUCUGAAAUCCCGCUCUCAUUAUUGCCACAGUAACAUCUUUUUCUAAUGAGAAACUUUCCAGUUAUAACAACAUAUCAUUUGAAUUUUUUUCUCAUUGUGGCAGCUGUGUUGUGACUAGUGACUUUGAGCUUAAAUUUCAGACCACUGUUAUUGAACAUCUGCAUGUCCAUAAUUUGUGCUCUAAACUUUACAACUUGUCAGCUUACUUUGGAGGGUAGCAGUGAGGAAACCGUGCUAUGCAGCGUGCACUGGAAGACAGCACUUAAAACACUGAUUUUAUUUUUGUUCUGUUUACACAUCAUACAAAAAUGUCUUUUUAGCAAAACUACAGUUCAUCCUCCCAUCUCCCCUUAGCACCUACAGUAAUGUGGACUAGUCAUGGAUGGACUAACUCAAGUUUCACAUUUUUACAAAUACUUUAUUUUUGGUUAGAGUUCACAUUUAAAUAAGAACAUUAAUAUAUACUAUAGCAUCUGUGUUGAAUGAAUGUGAAUGUAUGUUAUUGUUCUCAGUAGGUCAGGGCCAUGAUGAGUUUCCCACAGUGUAUUAAAAGUCAAUGAUUAUAAUGUGAGGGAAAAAAAAAGAAAAGAAUUGACAGCAGAAAUAUUUAGCUCUGAUACCCAAAUGUCAUCUUAGGCAUUUUACUUACCUAUUCCUUUGUUUUAGGAUAUUUAACUUUUUUAAAUUGUAGCACUUCUUAACAUGUUAUAUAUAAAUAUAUAAUUCAGUAGUAUCGUUACAAUUUGUUAUUAAACAUUAGUAUAGCAUAAAUGUGACU